Molecule: messenger RNA, 1002 nt
Organism: Miscanthus lutarioriparius
Lineage: Eukaryota; Viridiplantae; Streptophyta; Magnoliopsida; Poales; Poaceae
Source: the annotation of a GenBank genome assembly
AUGGGCACAAGUAAAGCUAAGGACAUGAUCAGGGGCAAGCGUGUGACUGUCGUUGGCUACAUGAAAUCUGCACUUGAUAUUGCCACUGAAUGUGCCGAAGUAAAUGGCACUGCUCACCCAUGUACAAUGGUGUUCCGGACAAAGCACUGGAUCGUACCGGACUACUCCGUUUGGGGCAUCAAUGGCAAAAACUUCACUCUCAACCGUUUCUCUGAACUCCUCAUCCACAAGCCUGGCGAGGGCCUCCUGUCGAUCUUGGCCACUCUCCUGACUCCCUUGAGGUGGGCGUUCUAUAAGUUGGCCGAGAGCUACUACUCCAUCCCAAUGAAGAAGCACGGCAUGGUGCCUGACCACAGCCUGUUCCAGGCGCUGGCUGCGGCCAUCAUCUGCGUCACGCCCAAGGACCACUACAAGAGGCUGGAAGAAGGCAGCAUCAUGCUCAAGAAGUACAAGACAUUCAGCUUAUGCAAGGAAGGCGUGCUCGUGGACGGCGAGCCGUCGCCGGUCAAGAGCGACGUGGUGAUCUUCGGCACCGGGUUCAAGGGCGACGAGAAGAUCAAGGACAUGUUCACUUCAGAGUACUUCCGCAAUGUCGCGAUUGGGUCAGAAUCCACUACUGUGCCUCUCUACAGAGAGUGCAUAAAUCCUAAGAUACCUCAGCUCGCCGUGAUCGGAUAUUCUGACACCCAUUCGAACAUCUACGCCUCCGACAUUCGCGCCAAGUGGUUGGCACGCUUCUUGGACGGCAGCUUCAGACUACCGAACGUCGCGGCAAUGCAGAAGGAUGUGCUCGAAUGGGAGAAGUACAUGAAGAGAUACUGUGGAAGAUACUUCCGCCGGUCCAGCAUCAUGAUCCUGAACACUUGGUACAACGACCAGCUCUGCCGUGACAUGGGGUGCAAUCCUUGGAGGAAGAAAGGGUUCUUUUCGGAACUGUUUGAGGUCUAUGGCCCUGGUGAUUAUGCUAACCUACUCUCCAACUCCAAGUCCAAGGAACACUAG